Periconia digitata is the source of this 654-nucleotide messenger RNA. NCBI's taxonomy places the organism in Eukaryota, Fungi, Ascomycota, Dothideomycetes, Pleosporales, Periconiaceae. The record is from the annotation of a GenBank genome assembly.
CCAUCCUAUCCUCUCUCUCUCUCUCUACUAUUCAUUCGACCACUGUGUGUGUGUGCAUACGCCUCCUACAAUGCGAUAUCACAUCGCCAGUGCCAUUCCAAAAUGCAACAUACAACCCACCACAACAACUCCCUUCCAUUGCCAACGUCGCAUUGCCCUCAUCCAUCACAUCUAACCACAACCCCUACCCCCAGUCAGUCAGUAAGAAAAGGCAAGCCCCCGCAAACAACACCAUUCUACCAAUCCAUCCAGCCCCAAAACCCUAGGGAAAAGCACUACUACAAACCCUACCCUCCUACGCCGCACCAAACCCCACGGACACACAAAAAGACGAAACAGAAUCCUGCAACCCCACUCCGAGAGCGCGAAAAACAUUAUAGAGGGAAAGCAACGCGUCAGAAUCAAUCAUCGGAAAUCUGCCUUGUUUCAAACAUUGACUUUUAUUUUCCCCCCUAUCCUUCUUCCUUUAUAUUUUGUUUUCUUUUUUGCGUAAAGGUUACGAGUUUUGUUGUAGAAAUCAGACUUGCACCUUGCUAUCAACGAGAGACUGUACUUUGUAUCUCUCUUACUCUACCUUGCACAUGCGAUACAUGCUACAGCAUAACACUUAUAUACGUUAUGUAUGUACCUAGGUUUGUACACACGAGUAAUUAG